AUGGAGCCAGUACCUGUUGCGAUGGAAUCCCUUGAUCCUCGAUACUGCUUUCUUCUUGACGCCGGUGACACGCUUUGGAUUUGGAGCGGUUGGAAAGCCAGGAUUACGGUGGCAAACAAGGCUCGUCUUUUUGCUGAGCGACUUAAUAAAAGAGACAGGAAGGGUGUCGCUGCCAUUGAAACCUGUCGAGAUCCUAAAGUACCGGAAGAGUUCUGGAUGGCAUUCUGUGGAUCGCCUAAUCGCCCUGAUGAGGCCAUCGUUGAACAUGUACCGGAAAAUUUUGUUCCUGAGAGAAAACGACUCUACCAGGUGAAUAUCGGUAUGGGAUUUCUUGAGUUACCCCAAGUUGAUCUUCCCAAGGGUGUUGCGAAACAGGAGCUGUUGAACACAAAAUGUGUUUACAUCCUUGACUGCACUUCCGAUAUUUUCCUUUGGAUGGGUAAAAAAGCAAACAGGUUACUGAAGAUGGCUGGGCAAAAAAUGGUCACGGAAUUGCAUGAGAUGAUUGAACGGCCCGAUUACGUACAAGUGUCAAGGGAAACUGAGGACGAGGAAUCCAUGAUGUUCCGAUCGAAAUUUGCCGGCUGGGAUGAUAUCGUGCCCGUAGAUUUCACUCGUACCUCAGAAUCCGUUAGCCGCGUUCCAGAUCUCAAGGUUCUUGUCAAACGCGAUAAUAUGAUGCGUACUGACCUAACAGCUUUGUUUCUUGACCGCCAACCAGCAAUGUCACCUGAAGAAAGUGAAGAAUUGCUCAACGAUUGCAACGAGGAUCUUGAGUUCAUUGAGUCAUUCGUAUUGGAGGGAAAGAAGUUUGUUCGGCUGCCAGAUGGAGAAUUCGGAUCAUUUUACACGAUGGAUUGUUAUGUGUUCCUUUGCCGUUAUGCUGUGAUACCAGACGAGUCCGAAGACGAAAGCGAUGCGGGGGACGUUGAGAGCCAGCAGGACUUCAAGUGUGUGUUGUACUUCUGGCAAGGCCGUGAUGCCUCAAAUAUGGGGUGGCUGCACUUUACUUUCCAACUUCAACCUACUUUUGAAAAGAUUUUCAAGGACAAGUUGGAGGUAGUACGGAUGCACCAACAACAGGAAAACCACAAGUUCCUCUCUCAUUUCCAUCGAAAGUUUGUUAUUCGUCGAGGACGUCGUGGCUUAACCCGAAAUCUCGGCGGUAAAUGGCCUGAGCUAUUCCAGAUGAGAGCAAACGGCUCAAGUGUUUGCACGAGAACGAUACAGAUAGAUUGCCGGUAG
This is a messenger RNA of Haemonchus placei, 1245 nucleotides long. The record is from the annotation of a GenBank genome assembly. Lineage: Eukaryota; Metazoa; Nematoda; Chromadorea; Rhabditida; Trichostrongylidae.